Molecule: messenger RNA, 1698 nt
Organism: Andrographis paniculata
Lineage: Eukaryota; Viridiplantae; Streptophyta; Magnoliopsida; Lamiales; Acanthaceae
Product: E3 ubiquitin-protein ligase RMA1H1-like
Exons: 2
Coding region: 271-927 (218 amino acids)
Biological process (GO): ubiquitin-dependent protein catabolic process
Cellular component (GO): endoplasmic reticulum
Molecular function (GO): metal ion binding; ubiquitin protein ligase activity; ubiquitin-like protein conjugating enzyme binding
Source: RefSeq, a predicted model, not a curated record
UUUCUCAUAUUAAGAAGAUGCCAUUUGUAUCUCUCUCAAAAUUCUAGAAGAAGAUUGAACACAGGGAGGAUGCAUGCUCAAAGAUACAUGGAUAGAUUGGAUCGGCAGUUUCUUGCGCUGAAAGUAUGAUUAUGAUCAGACAGCCUGCGCGUUUCAAGGCAGAAUUUUCCAUUAUUUUCGAAUAAAUAAUUGAGUUGUGUACUUUACUGCUGUUCUCCGCAAAUUCCUCUCCAUUCUACUCUUACCGCAUUCAUCUGGCUUGAAAAUCCGAUGGCAUUUGAUCAGUUCUUCGAGCAAGAAUGGAAUCCAGUUCCUUCUUCAUCCGCAGCCUGUUUCGACUGCAACAUAUGCUUAGAGUUCGCCCACGAUCCAGUCGUAACUCUCUGCGGCCAUCUCUACUGCUGGCCAUGCAUAUACAAAUGGAUAGAUUCCCAAACAUCUUCCCUGCCAUCAGAUCAGCUGCCCCGGUGCCCCGUCUGCAAGGCCGAAACUUCAGAAAAAACUCUAGUCCCUCUCUACGGCCGCGGCCAAUCCAUCCCCGAACCUGAGCAUGGAGGACCUCCCAUACCUCCAAGGCCACCAGCCUCCGGGAUAAAAGGCCUCUCCGGCAUGUUCAACCCCGAAGGCUGUGGCCCCCAUCCGAGCCCCCCUGUUUCUCCGAAUUAUGACGAGAGCAACGAUGGUGAUGGAGGUUUGCAGCAACCUACAUUGUCUAAUCUUCGCGGUAUAGCACCGCUUGUCCUUUCCUGUCCGGUUGUCAACAUGGAAUAUGAUAGACUGUCUGGAAACUCGGCAGGUCUGUACUCAUAUCCACACUCGUAUCACUCCGUCAGGAGUCGAAGGCGCGAGCUGCGGGUCGAUGAAUCGUUGAACCGGAUUACUAUUUUCUUGUUCUGCUGCUUUCUUUCUUUCCUUGUGCUGUUUUGAUGACUACACUUGUCUUCUUCUUGUCCCGUUUUCGAGAUGGAAUAAAUGACAGCUGAAAAGGUCGAAGAAUACAGAUCAUAGGAGGUUUGAAUAAAGAAAGUCAGAAUUGUAGGAUUCUUGUCUUAUAGAAAAAAUUUAUAUAAUAUUAUAACUGUGUAAGAGAAUUUUAGUUUCAGACUCUUUUUGUUUCUCUUUCUGUUGCAUUGCAUCAUCUAAUCUUCCUCUUUAUCAUCCACAAUUUAUGGUCCACAAGCUUUGUAUGUUCAAAAAUUCUGUAAUUUCCACUUACCCAAACUUUAUAUAAAAACCUUGAAGAGUUGAUGUUUUCUAUCCAUCAAAAUCACUCAGAAUGGCUGCAACAAAAUGGCACUGGUGCUUGUGCAUUGCCCUGCUAAGCCUAAGUCUAAACCUGUCUAUGUGCUCGGCCGAUCGUGUUAUUCGGAGACUGGUUGUCCCUGUGCCCCCUGUCCCCCCAGUCCCGGAGCUUGAUAUGCCUGUGAUCCCCAGGCCUAUGCCUUCUCCAAUGCUCGGCGCUGCCUCGGUUGUCGACGUGGCGUCCGAGCCUGUGCCUGCUCCCAUGCAUGGUUUGGGUGACUUUGAUUCUGAUUCUGAUCCUGACUAUGACUCCGACUCUGUUCCUGAGCCGCUUCCUCCUCGUCUUUGAAAUAUGUAAUGCUUGUUGUGAUGUUUCGAGACAUGUUCGACUACUUUCAUGUACUGUUUUGAACAUCUGAUCUGCCGUUUAAUAAAAUGCAUGAAAGUCUAAUAAUA